Molecule: messenger RNA, 306 nt
Organism: Rangifer tarandus platyrhynchus (Svalbard reindeer)
Lineage: Eukaryota; Metazoa; Chordata; Mammalia; Artiodactyla; Cervidae
Source: the annotation of a GenBank genome assembly
AUGGCAGCGCCCUUGUCAGUGGAGGUGGAGUUCGGAGGCGGUGCGGAGCUCCUGUUUGACGGUGUGAAGAAGCAUCAGGUCACCUUGCCUGGACAGGAGGAACCCUGGGACAUCCGAAGCCUCCUUGUCUGGAUCAAGAAGAAUUUGCUAAAAGAGCGGCCAGAGCUGUUCAUCCAAGGAGAUAGCGUGCGGCCAGGGAUUCUGGUGCUGGUUAACGAUGCGGACUGGGAACUGCUGGGUGAGCUGGACUACCAGCUUCAGGACCAAGACAGCGUCCUCUUCAUCUCCACGCUGCACGGCGGCUAA